Fimicolochytrium jonesii is the source of this 1639-nucleotide messenger RNA. Its product is annotated as HSF-type DNA-binding-domain-containing protein. NCBI's taxonomy places the organism in Eukaryota, Fungi, Chytridiomycota, Chytridiomycetes, Spizellomycetales, Powellomycetaceae. Gene Ontology annotation, biological process: regulation of DNA-templated transcription. The record is from RefSeq and is a predicted model, not a curated record. Gene Ontology annotation, molecular function: DNA-binding transcription factor activity; sequence-specific DNA binding. The transcript has a single exon. Bases 146 to 1459 code for a protein of 437 amino acids.
CCGCAAACCCAAACUCCUAGAUAUAAAAGGAACGGAAGCAGACCCCCUCGCCUGCGCGCACGAAGGCUUACGCUAAAAAGCUUAUAUUCCUGACACUCUAAAACUAACCCGACACCCACCGCAUUCGGUAGCCCCCAACAGCAGAAUGGUGCAAAAGACAACCUUCAUACAGAAGCUUCACCGGAUCCUGGAGGAAAAGGAGUACCAGCACCUUAUUCGCUGGUCGCCGUCCGGCACCUCUUUCCUCGUCCUCGACGCCUCUGGCUUCUCGGCAACAGUGCUUCCUCGUGUCUUCAAGCACAAUAACUACACCAGUUUCGUUCGGCAGCUGAACUUGUACGGCUUCCACAAGAAAAAUCGGAGCUACCAUCGUCAUACUCUCCCCGAGGAGUCCCACCACAACGGCUCAUUCGUCGCCCCUCAACAGCACGAGCCGCGGGAGUUUUCCCAUCCAAACUUUAUCCGAUUCCGUCCCGACCUCGUCAGCGAGAUCAAGCGCAAGCCCACUACACUGCAGCAGCACCAGAUUCAACAGUUGCAGCUGGAGCAACAUCGGCAAGGAGAGUCGUCGCAUUCUGUGCCGCCUAUGCACCCUCGCCAUGAGGGCGAUCGCUUCACACCAUCCAUGGAACAUCCUUCCACCGUUGUCGACCAAAGAGUGCGCGGAUACCAGCCCUCAUCAUCACCGGCGACGGCAGGCGACCGACUUCCCGUGCGAUCGUCCCCCGUUCCUCCGCUGUCAGCAUCGUCGUCAAAGAGGUCUUUCGAUGAUCUCCUGCUUCCCUCCGCCAACCGCAUGUAUUCGUCAGCAACUUCCUCCGGCUCAUCCGCGACACGGUCACCCCACCUACCCGUCCACAACUCGCAGUUCGCUCAUCCGCAACAGAGCCAUCGUCCGGCUCCGGCCGCACAAGACGCAAAUGCUGAUAUCCUCAGGCAGAUGGCGAUGUUGCAAGACACUGUGAACCAGCUGGUCGGCGAGCUACGCGGCGUAACCUACACCAACGAACGCCUACAACGUGACGUCGACUACCUGCUGCGGCAGCAACACGAGCACCAGCAAUCGAAACAACCCCCAAGGCAGGAACCCGAAGAGCGUCCAUCGCGGCCCUUCGACCUACCAAGGCAGUUCAGUUCCUCGGAACGUCGGCGCUCUGCUAGCCCGCGUCGUCGGGAUAGCAACGGCAGCACGGCGGCCCCGAUCCUAACGUCUCCAUUACCGAGAUCGUUGUCCGGGUCCAGCCCCGUGAAUCUACCCCCACCAUCCGUCCUGGCUUCGUUUGCUCCCACCAACGCCCCUUAUGCAUCCCCGCCCUUCGAGUCGGAUCCGUUCCGUCACACUGGUCGCGAGGAAACGAGGAAGGACGCAUUAACGCUUCCUGCAUUGAGGCCGCCUGCACCUGGGCAUGAGUGGCGAAAGACCACGUCGGCGGGAUCGGGACCAGAUAGGAUCUGGUAGUUGGCGUCGAGCGGUCGGAUCUUUUCUUUUCUUUGUACAUAUCUUAGCGAAAGUUUUUAUUUGUCGGAAGCAUUCACAAUAUAUAUGGCACAGUGUUUGGCGGGAUUGUCUCCACAUCUCUUUCCUGCCCCACUUGGAUCCGGGAAACCCGCCCGGUAAUCAUGAAGUUUUCAGUACGGA